UACUCGAGAUCUGGUCAGAUCUGGCACGGCGCUUGGUGAGAGGUUAGGGUUAGAUUUUGUUAUAAAAUAGGAGGCAUACGAGCGUAUGUCAAACGCGAUACGUUGAAUAACGAAAUAAAGAAAUCCGUAGCGUGGAUACGAUUGAAAUUUAUAAUAAAAUGGAUCCGGCUCUACUCAGAGAGCGAGAGCUCUUUAAAAAACGUGCUCUGACCACACCAAUAAUUGACAAAAAGAAGCAGGAGAAGGAAGCUACGAAAGAUGAACCACCAAAGAAGAAACCUAAAAUAUCGUCGGUAUCCACAGGACCGAAAUUGGACAUGGUCAACUAUAAGACCAUGACUGGUAGUACGCAAUAUAAAUUUGGCGUGUUAGCAAAGAUAGUAAAACACAUGAAGGCAAGGCAUCAAGAAGGAGACGACCAUCCGUUGACAUUAGAAGAAAUUUUGGACGAAACAAAUCAAUUAGACGUCGGAUCAAAGGUCAAGCAAUGGCUACAGACUGAAGCUUUAGUACAAAAUCCUAAAAUUGAAGCAACCGAGGGUAGAUUUGUCUUUAAACCUAUGUAUAAAAUUAAAGAUAAAAAGUCUUUAUUGAGACUUUUAAAACAACACGAUUUGAAAGGUCUCGGUGGUAUUUUAUUGGAAGAUAUACAGGAGAGUUUGCCGCAUUGUGAUAAACAUUUGAAAAAUUUACAAAAUGAGAUAUUGUAUAUUACACGACCGCUUGAUAAGAAGAAGAUUAUCUUUUAUAAUGAUAAAACAGCUCAGUUUCCCAUUGAUGAGGAAUUUCAAAAGUUAUGGCGAGCUGUUGCAGUAGAUGCUAUGGACGAUCAAAAAAUAGACGAAUAUCUUGAGAAACAAGGUAUUAGGUCAAUGCAGGAUCAUGGGCUUAAGAAGCCAGCACCAAUCAAACGAAAGAAACCCGUUAAUAGGAGGAAACAAUUUAAGAAACCAAGAGAUAAUGAACAUCUGGCAGAUGUUUUAGAAACAUACGAUGAUUAAGUAAGAAUUUCAUGAUCAACCUGUCGUACUAAGUAAACUUUUUACAUUAAAAAAUUAUAGAAUAAUUGAAUGUAAAUAAGAUAUAUGGAAAUAUUAUUAAAUUUAUUUUGUAAAUAAUUAUUGUUCUAAGUAAAAGUAAAUUAUGAAUGUAAAAAGCAUUCUUGGAUACUUUCAUUUUCUUUGCGCGCGCGAAUUACUACUACGCAACUUCCUUUGCACCAUAACUAAAGUAAAUUAUUUGUUUAACAAUUGUAGCUAUAAUUUAUUUUAGGCAUAUAAUAAAUAAGUAAAACAUUUAUUGUCGUUUCACAUUGUAAGUACAAAAUAAAUAUAGAAUUGUGUGAGUUGCAACACUUACAUGAACACUUAUAUAAACUAUA
Molecule: messenger RNA, 1381 nt
Organism: Wasmannia auropunctata (little fire ant)
Lineage: Eukaryota; Metazoa; Arthropoda; Insecta; Hymenoptera; Formicidae
Gene: TfIIEbeta
Product: transcription initiation factor IIE subunit beta
Exons: 4
Coding region: 159-1001 (280 amino acids)
Biological process (GO): transcription initiation at RNA polymerase II promoter
Cellular component (GO): transcription factor TFIIE complex
Source: RefSeq, a predicted model, not a curated record